Molecule: messenger RNA, 1377 nt
Organism: Pleurotus ostreatus (oyster mushroom)
Lineage: Eukaryota; Fungi; Basidiomycota; Agaricomycetes; Agaricales; Pleurotaceae
Gene: SFH1
Product: Chromatin structure remodeling complex protein sfh1
Exons: 4
Coding region: 1-1377 (458 amino acids)
Biological process (GO): regulation of transcription by RNA polymerase II; chromatin remodeling
Cellular component (GO): nucleus; nuclear chromosome
Molecular function (GO): transcription coregulator activity
Source: RefSeq, a predicted model, not a curated record
AUGAACGUAACGAAUGCUACCCCUACUCCAUAUCAGCCCCAGCAAGCAUACCUCCUAGCGCAGCAAAUCCCCGCGCUCCCAAUUCCUAUCCCGCAACCCCCUACUCGUCGAUCCAUUCUCCCGACUACGAGGCAGGCUGUCUACUCGACAUACUCGUCGCGUCUGCGGACCGGAACGACGCUGCUCAUGCAGCCCAUCCUUGCCACGGCGUCUUCCACUGCUACUCGUACGGCCACGCGCAGGGGGGGCGUGGUGAACUAUGCGGACCCUGGCUCCGGGGACGACCUUCCCGAUGCUGGCGAACUAGAGUCGGACGACUCGGAUUUUGUGGCUAGUGGUGGAACGAGAACAUCUAUUCGCCAAUCCCGGCGGACUGGCAACCCGCAAACAGGAACAUCCACGCCGGUCCCUGUGGCACCACCGAAACAGAGCACCGAACUCGAUCGAAGCUACCUAGGCAUGGUACCACCGGAGAGGUUCAUCAAGCCAAGAAUUGUAGCGGCAACUGCGCACGAGUACGCGACGCAUGAACAAUUGGAAGCUCAUGCUAAACGGACGCCGGCACUCGUCCCAAUACGCGUCGAAUUCGAGACAGACACGCAUCGCAUACGGGAUUGCUUUGUAUGGAACCUCAACGACACACUGACGAAACCCGAGACGUUCGCGAAGAUAUUUUGCGCCGACCUCGACCUGUCGCCAGUUCCUUGGGUUGACACUGUGACCAACCAGAUUCGUGCACAGUUGGAAGAUCACGAAGGAGUAGCGUCUAUGGAAAUUGGCAUGGAUGGGGCUAUGGACCUAGAUGUUGAGGGCGAGGGCGAAGAAAUCCCCGACUGCAGAGUGAUCGUUAGCAUCGACGUCCAAAUAGCAAAUCAUCACCUCCAAGAUCACAUCGAGUGGGAUCUUCUGUCCCCACUUACGCCCGAAGUAUUUUCACAAAAGCUCUGCAUGGAACUCGGCUUGACCGGGGAGGCCGUACCUCUGAUAGCCCACGCCAUACACGAAGAGCUCAUCAAGCAUAAAAAGGAUGCGAUCGAAUGGGGAGUUAUAGGCAGCUCAGAACAAGAAGAACACGCUCGAGCGGGGUCUGUUCUUGCUGGUGGGGCCGUACAACGGGAUAAGAGUGGGGCAGGCCUAAUGAAGGACAAAACCGGCUUGGGGCUCGGAUGGAGUAGGUCUGGGAAAGACGGCAGGGGACCGAAGACGCUCAAGAGCGCGUGGAGGGAUUGGGCGGACAUAGAAGAUUUCAGGACGAAGUUUGAGGUGUUGAGUUCGGAGGAGGUCGAAAAGAGGGAGAUUGAGAGAGAAAGGGCCAGUCGACGGUUACGGAGAGAGACGUCCAAAUUUCAGAGCACGCGCAGCGGCCGACGCCGAUAG